AUGGCUUCCAACCCGCCUGGUCACUGCUGCACCGCCGGAUUCCAACAUGAAGGAGAGCUGGUCGGAUCGAUGAUCAAGAUUGCAGAUGGAAUCAAUGCUUAUCUUGCGGUUCCCGCCGCUGGGCGGGAAAAGAAACUCGGGACAGCAUUGCUGUAUAUUCCAGACAUCAUGGGCGUCUGGCAAAACGCCAAGCUCCUUGCUGACCAGUAUGCCGCUCGUGGAUAUCUCUGUCUUGUUCCCGACAUUUUCCUCGGCGAUCCCGUCCCUAUAAAUCGACCUGAUGACUUUGAUGUCAAGAAGUGGAUCAUGCAGGGUUCGGAUGGGAGCUCUCCUCACACAUCAAACAUUAUCGAUGAUAUCGUAAAGAGGGCCAUUUUGUAUCUUACCAGUCAACAUGGCGUUGUCAAGCUUGGCGCUAUUGGCAUUUGCCUUGGAGCUAAGUAUGUUGCUCGUCACUUCAGCUCCGGGAUAGCUGUGGGCUUCAUUGCUCACCCAGCAUUCAUGGAGGAAGCGGAGUUGGAAAAUAUUACAGGGCCCCUCUCCAUCGCUGCCGCCGAGAAUGACUAUAUAUUCACCACCGAAAAGCGCCACAAGUCUGAGGAAAUUCUAUCUAAUAAGACACCUAAGGUCCCGUACCAGGUUUGUCUGUACUCAGGAACUACCCAUGGAUUUGCAAUUCGUUGUGAUCGGAGUAUUCCUGAGCAGAAAUUUGCUAAGGAACAGGCGUUCUUACAGGCUGUUAACUGGUUUGAUGAAUAUCUUCUUGGAUAA
This is a messenger RNA of Penicillium subrubescens, 771 nucleotides long. RefSeq lists its product as uncharacterized. The transcript is spliced from 3 exons. The record is from RefSeq and is a predicted model, not a curated record. Bases 1 to 771 code for a protein of 256 amino acids. NCBI's taxonomy places the organism in Eukaryota, Fungi, Ascomycota, Eurotiomycetes, Eurotiales, Aspergillaceae. Gene Ontology annotation, molecular function: hydrolase activity.